AUGACCCCAAUGUUGACGACCAGGAAGUAUCAUGAUCUCGCCGACUAUGGCAACUCCUGCACCACAGCUGAUGCCGGCAGUUCCCUAGCCGCCGGCUCCCUUGCCGGGAUUUCCUCCGGGGCUUUGGUAUCGCCGUCACCGGCGUUACCACCGACAACCAUCCCUUGGUCGUAG
This is a messenger RNA of Aspergillus tanneri, 174 nucleotides long. RefSeq lists its product as uncharacterized. Bases 1 to 174 code for a protein of 57 amino acids. Lineage: Eukaryota; Fungi; Ascomycota; Eurotiomycetes; Eurotiales; Aspergillaceae. The record is from RefSeq and is a predicted model, not a curated record. The transcript is spliced from 2 exons.